Molecule: messenger RNA, 1833 nt
Organism: Wallemia ichthyophaga EXF-994
Lineage: Eukaryota; Fungi; Basidiomycota; Wallemiomycetes; Wallemiales; Wallemiaceae
Product: E3 ubiquitin-protein ligase
Exons: 1
Coding region: 1-1833 (610 amino acids)
Biological process (GO): protein ubiquitination
Cellular component (GO): cytoplasm
Molecular function (GO): ubiquitin protein ligase activity
Source: RefSeq, a predicted model, not a curated record
AUGGCCGAUCAACAACCACCACACGAAGGACACGAAGGACACGAUGAUCCAAUGGGGGAUUUCGACAGGACGGUGAUAGUGCAUCUCGACCACUUCUUUGCGAAUGCAGAUGAGAACGGGCAAGGGCAAGGGCGUGGGCAUACGCAUACGCACACGCACGAAAGGCACAGCGACGACGGCAGCAACCAGGAGAACGGUGACGGGGUUGAUGAACGUAGCGAACGCAACCCAGAAGGUGUGGGAGGAGUGCACACCACACACCACACACCACUAACAGACAUACCAGAACGCAGAGACAGCCCGUUCCCGCGCCCGCUUAUACCUGUCCAGAUACUUUUAUCGUCAUUCAUGGCAGCGCUGCGAGCGCGCAAUGGCGGUGGUGGUGGCGUGGCUGGUGUGGAUGGCGCGAACGGCGGUGCUGGUGCGAAUGCGAAUGCAAAUACUAACGGUAAUGCGAACGGGGGUCCACCUGAAUUGACGGGAAUGGGUUUCCGUAUCGAACGCAGUCCGCUGCCUGCAGAACACCCACUGCGCCAGCACCUCAGCCAUUUGCGGGGGCAGGAGGGGCAUGGUAGUGAUACAGCGCACUCUCCACACCCAAAUUACACUCAAACUCAAAAUGGCGGCGGUGAGAUGGGCGAGCGCAGCAGCCUCCUCGAACGCAUCGAGGAGCUGCAUAGCAGGAACCCCUACGGCGAAAAUGCUUCCCGCCUCCCGCCACCGUUUACUAUUACUAUCAAUUUCCCUAUCGCGGGCGGACUGCAUAGCGAGAAGAAGGCUGAUCCCGCUCGCGCUGAAACCAUCCUUGGCGCUCUGCCGAAGCUGCAUAAGGGCGUGACGAGACGUAUGAGCAGAGUCGGCGUCGAGACUACGUGUGGCGUCUGUCUCGAUAGCCUCAAUGCCAAAGCUCCACUACAGAAGGCGGAGAAUAGUGCGGGUGCAGAGGGUGGCGAGAAUAGGGAGAAUAGGGAGAGCGGCACGAGUGAAACAAAUACUACUUGCAGCACUCCCUCUCCAGAAGAUGAAGCAAAACGCGAAGAAGAAAUCGUCGCUCUGCCAUGCUCGCACGUGUUCCACUCUAACUGCUUAAGACCGUGGUUCGCACUGCACACGCUCUGUCCGAUGUGUCGCUUCGAUCUCGAUCCCGAGUCAAUGACCAUGUCGACGCCGCCGCCAGAAGAGAGAGGAAGGGAGGGCGAGGACAACCCUUUUGUCAGCAUCAUCGAACGUCUCGUGAGAGGUAAUAGAGAACGGGCACCGGCACCAGAAGAAACCAACAACGGCGGCCGAGCUGAAAGUGCAGCUGCGUCAGGCAGGAGCAGUCGUCAUCACCCCUAUGCUCGCGUGAGGUCGGCCGGUGAAGGCGGCAGUCGCGAUAGCCGCCCCGCUCGCAACACUCGCUCGGCAACUGCUGCUGCUGCGACGGCCGCUUCGCUCGAUGAAACACACACACAAACACAAACACACUCACAUUCACACACUCAGCGUCCACCACCACCCCCAAAGAAGUUUGAAAUACCAAAGGCUGGACGCUCGCUCGAGGAUAUUCUAAUUAAGCGUGAGAGAGAGAAUGGACUGCGGUGCGAUAUGAAGGAGUGCAAACUGGGCCCGACGGAUGAGUCAGAAAGGCUCGAAACGGCAGAUAUGCUGUCUAUAGGUGGAGCAGAGAAACCAGUCUGCUCACACUUCCUUCACUCUCAUUGCUAUCACCUCGCCAAUGGGAACUGUAGAUAUUAUAACCCGGCGCACACACAUCAAGACGGCUGCGUAUUGUCGAGAUGUCCUAUAUGUAAGACAAUUGGGAGUGUGGAGAAGCAUGAGCUGGUACAUUAA